CUCUCUGGUAUAUUGCUUCACCAUGUCGUCCGCCCUCCUCCGCACUACUCCCGCCCUCCGCGCCGGUCUCCGGGCCCGUGCCGCUCCCCUCGCCUCCAUGGCCUUUGUCCGCACCAAGGCCACUCUCCCCGACCUCUCCUACGACUAUGGCGCCCUCGAGCCCUACAUCUCGGGCCAGAUCAUGGAGCUCCACCACUCCAAGCACCACCAGACCUACGUCAACGGCUUCAACGCUGCCACAGAGGCCAUCGCCGAGGCCCAGGCCAAGGGCGACGCCAAGGCUGCCGCUGCCCAGGCUCCCCUCCUCAACUUCCACGGCGGUGGUCACCUCAACCACACUCUCUUCUGGGAGAACCUCGCCCCCAACGGCAAGGGCGGUGGUGGUGAGCCCGAGGGGAAGCUCCUGACCGCCAUCAACGAGGAUUUCGGCUCCUUCGACACCCUCAAGAAGCAGACAAACGCCGCCCUCGCCGGCAUCCAGGGCUCCGGCUGGGCCUGGCUCGUCAAGGACAAGACCUCGGGCACCCUCUCCGUCGUCACCCGCCCCAACCAGGACCCCGUCACUGGCAACCUCGAGCCCCUCCUCGGUAUUGAUGCCUGGGAGCACGCCUACUACCUCCAGUACCAGAACCGCAAGGCCGAGUACUUUAGCGCCAUCUGGGACGUUGUCAACUGGGAGACUGUUGCCAAGCGAUUCGGCAACUAAGGGUUAUAGCCAAGUCAAAGAGUCAAAAGAACCAAAGUUCAGACGCACGCGCCAAGGUGUCAUGAGCCAAGCCUUGCGUAGACAUGUUUUGUUUGUCAAGAUAUCGAGUGUAUAGUACAUCGAGCUUCUGAAUCGAAUCGCCAUGGAGUCAAUACAAUUAGUGUCCC
Fusarium vanettenii 77-13-4 is the source of this 873-nucleotide messenger RNA. RefSeq lists its product as uncharacterized. NCBI's taxonomy places the organism in Eukaryota, Fungi, Ascomycota, Sordariomycetes, Hypocreales, Nectriaceae. Bases 23 to 706 code for a protein of 227 amino acids. The transcript has 3 exons. Gene Ontology annotation, biological process: superoxide metabolic process. Gene Ontology annotation, cellular component: mitochondrion. The record is from RefSeq and is a predicted model, not a curated record. Gene Ontology annotation, molecular function: metal ion binding; superoxide dismutase activity.